Molecule: messenger RNA, 854 nt
Organism: Haemorhous mexicanus (house finch)
Lineage: Eukaryota; Metazoa; Chordata; Aves; Passeriformes; Fringillidae
Gene: TPT1
Product: tumor protein, translationally-controlled 1
Exons: 6
Coding region: 117-635 (172 amino acids)
Cellular component (GO): cytoplasm
Molecular function (GO): calcium ion binding
Source: RefSeq, a predicted model, not a curated record
CGUACCCGCUAUAUGAGCUCCGGCAGGCGCUGACUCGGCCCUUUCCGCCCCGCUCCCGCCCCGCGCCCGGGUCGCUGCGCUGAGACCCCGCGCCCCCGCCGCCCCCCGCCGCCGCCAUGAUCAUCUACCGGGACUGCAUCAGCCAGGAUGAGAUGUUCUCGGACAUCUACAAGAUCCGGGAGGUGGCGGACGGCCUGUGCCUGGAAGUGGAGGGGAAGAUGGUCACCAGGACAGAGGGUCAAAUUGAUGACUCUCUAAUUGGUGGCAAUGCCUCUGCUGAAGGUCCUGAGGGAGAUGGAACAGAAGCCACAGUCAUAACUGGUGUUGACAUAGUAAUUAACCACCACCUUCAGGAGACCAGCUUCACAAAAGAAUCCUACAAGAAGUACAUCAAGGAUUACAUGAAAGCAAUCAAAGCCAGACUUGAGGAACACAAGCCAGAGAGAGUAAAGCCUUUCAUGACUGGGGCUGCAGAACAAAUCAAACACAUCCUUGCCAACUUCAAAAACUACCAGUUCUUUGUAGGGGAGAACAUGAAUCCAGAUGGAAUGGUGGCUCUCCUGGAUUUCCGUGAGGAUGGUGUGACCCCAUAUAUGAUUUUCUUUAAGGACGGCUUAGAAAUCGAGAAAUGUUAACAAAUCAAACAGUAUGGUUUUGGAUCACUCGUCUUCAUAGCUGGCUGCUGUUUCUUCUUCAUCGGCACAACACCAGGAAUCAGCAAUGUCUAACUGGACUGAUGUCAUCUUGAGCUUUAUUCACUUAUUUUGACCCUGAUUUGGAGUGGAGGCAUUGUUUAAAAAAACAAAAAAACAUCUAUCAUGUAGGUUGUCUAAAAUAAAACUCAUUUAAACCCA